CUCUGGAGCUGCUGCCGCUACCUUGGCUGCCGUCGCCACUGCCGCGGGUGGCCGGCUGCUGACUGGGCUCGCCAGGAGACGGAGAAGCACUCUUCGGCCCUCCCUAAUCCGUUCUCACACCCCAACUUUGCCGCCGCCGCUCCUGCCCUCGCAGCGGCGCUCGGGCGCACACUGUCGGGGCGCACGCCGGGAGGCUCAGCAAGACGUGGAGGCAGGAAACGGCACAACUGCUCUUCUGCUUCGGCUCUUUGUUGUUAGCUUUGGAUGGUCCUUGGAAGUGUCCUGGCCUCCUCGGAAACCCUGGGGCCGGAGAAGACAUACCUUGGACUUCUUCGUCUGCAAAGGGCUCUGAGAUACUGACAAGCGUCCGGAAAGGUCGACAAGUAAUUGCCCUGAAAACUCCUGGCGGAUUGACCCACGUUGCUUAUAUUAAGCCUUUGUGUGUAGUGUGUGUGGUGUGUGGCUUCAUAAAUUUGGGGACCCCAUUUAGACUCCCUCCUCUUGGCAGGAGACUGUAUGCAGGAUCCACCCGAGGACAAUGAUCGCGGAGCCUGCUCACUUUUACCUCUUUGGAUUAAUAUGUCUCUGUUCAGGCUCCCGUCUUCGUCAGGAAGAUUUUCCACCUCGCAUUGUUGAACACCCUUCAGACCUAAUUGUCUCAAAAGGAGAACCCGCAACUUUGAACUGUAAAGCUGAAGGCCGCCCCACACCCACUAUUGAAUGGUACAAAGGUGGGGAGAGAGUGGAGACAGACAAAGAUGACCCUCGCUCACACCGAAUGUUGCUGCCAAGUGGAUCUUUAUUUUUCUUACGUAUAGUACAUGGACGAAAAAGCAGACCUGAUGAAGGGGUCUACAUCUGUGUAGCAAGGAAUUACCUUGGAGAGGCCGUGAGCCACAACGCAUCGCUGGAGGUAGCCAUACUACGGGAUGACUUCAGGCAAAACCCUUCCGAUGUCAUGGUGGCAGUAGGGGAGCCUGCAGUAAUGGAAUGCCAGCCUCCACGAGGCCACCCAGAACCCACCAUUUCAUGGAAGAAAGACGGCUCUGCCUUGGAUGAUAAAGACGAGAGAAUAACUAUACGAGGAGGAAAGCUCAUGAUUACUUACACCCGUAAAAGUGAUGCUGGCAAAUAUGUUUGUGUUGGUACCAACAUGGUUGGGGAACGAGAGAGUGAAGUAGCAGAGUUAACUGUUUUAGAGAGACCAUCAUUUGUGAAAAGACCUAGUAACUUGGCAGUAACUGUGGAUGACAGUGCGGAAUUUAAAUGUGAGGCCCGAGGUGACCCUGUGCCUACAGUACGAUGGAGGAAAGAUGAUGGAGAGCUGCCCAAAUCCAGAUAUGAAAUUCGGGAUGAUCAUACAUUGAAAAUUCGGAAGGUGAUGGCCAGUGACAUGGGAUCAUACACUUGUGUGGCAGAAAAUAUGGUUGGAAAAGCCGAAGCAUCGGCUACUCUGACUGUUCAAGUUGGGUCUGAACCCCCACAUUUUGUUGUGAAACCCCGUGACCAAGUUGUUGCCUUGGGACGGACUGUAACUUUUCAGUGUGAAGCAACUGGAAACCCUCAACCCGCUAUUUUUUGGAGGAGAGAGGGGAGUCAGAAUCUGCUUUUCUCAUAUCAGCCACCACAGUCAUCCAGCCGAUUUUCAGUUUCCCAGACUGGUGACCUCACUAUUACUAAUGUCCAGCGAUCUGAUGUUGGUUAUUAUAUCUGCCAGACUUUAAAUGUUGCCGGAAGUAUCAUCACAAAAGCGUAUUUGGAAGUUACGGAUGUGAUUGCAGACCGGCCUCCCCCAGUCAUUCGACAAGGACCUGUGAAUCAGACUGUAGCAGUGGAUGGUACUUUAGUUCUCAGCUGUGUGGCCACAGGCAGUCCAGUGCCCACAAUUCUGUGGAGAAAGGAUGGAGUCCUUGUUUCAACUCAAGAUUCUCGAAUCAAACAGCUGGAGACAGGAGUGCUGCAGAUUCGAUAUGCUAAGGAUCACUGCAGAGGUUAUAAGAAGCUCAGAGGGGGUUGCACUAGCCUCCUCAUUCUUAGCAAGAAAGUGACAUUACACGAUGUCCCACCAACAAGUCAGGGGGUGGACCACAAGCAGGUCCAGAGAGAACUGGGAAAUGUUGUCCUGCACCUCCACAAUCCUACCAUCCUUUCUUCCUCUUCGAUCGAAGUGCACUGGACCGUGGACCAACAGUCUCAGUACAUUCAAGGAUAUAAAAUUCUCUAUCGGCCAUCUGGAGCCAACCAUGGAGAAUCGGAGUGGUUAGUUUUUGAUGUGCGGACCCCAACCAAAAAUAGUGUGAUUAUCCCUGAUCUCAAAAAGGGAGUCAACUAUGAAAUUAAAGCUCGUCCUUUCUUCAAUGAAUUUCAAGGAGCAGAUAGUGAAAUCAAGUUUGCCAAAACCCUAGAAGAAGCACCCAGUGCCCCACCUCAAAGUGUAACUGUAUCAAAGAAUGAUGGAAAUGGAACUGCAAUUCUCGUUAGUUGGCAACCACCUCCAGAGGACACUCAAAAUGGAAUGGUCCAAGAGUAUAAGGUUUGGUGUCUGGGCAAUGAAACUCGAUACCAUAUAAACAAGACGGUAGAUGGUUCCACUUUUUCUGUGGUCAUUCCCUCUCUGGUUCCUGGGAUCCGAUACAGUGUGGAAGUGGCGGCCAGCACUGGGGCCGGGCCCGGGGUGAAGAGCGAGCCUCAGUUCAUCCAGUUAGAUUCUCAUGGAAAUCCCGUGUCACCUGAGGACCAAGUCAGCCUUGCUCAGCAGAUUUCAGAUGUCGUGAAACAGCCAGCAUUCAUAGCAGGAAUCGGGGCAGCCUGUUGGAUUAUCCUCAUGGUCUUCAGCAUCUGGCUUUAUCGACACCGAAAGAAGAGGAAUGGACUUACUAGUACUUAUGCGGGUAUCAGAAAAGUCCCGUCUUUUACCUUCACACCAACAGUAACAUAUCAGAGAGGAGGUGAAGCUGUGAGCAGUGGAGGAAGGCCAGGAAUUCUGAACAUCAGUGAACCUGCCGCGCAGCCAUGGCUGGCAGACACGUGGCCUAAUACUGGCAACAACCACAACGACUGCUCCAUCAAUUGCUGCACGGCCGGCAACGGGAACAGCGACAGCAACCUGACCACCUACAGUCGCCCAGAAAUAUGGCACUGGAAACCACCCGGACAGCAGAAGCAAGAAGUGGCACCAAUUCAGUAUAACAUCAUGGAGCAAAACAAACUGAACAAAGAUUAUCGAGCAAAUGAUACAAUUCCUCCAACCAUCCCAUACAACCAAUCCUAUGACCAGAAUACUGGAGGAUCCUACAACAGUUCAGACCGGGGAAGUAGUACAUCUGGGAGUCAAGGGCACAAGAAAGGAGCACGAACACCCAAGGUACCAAAACAGGGUGGCAUGAACUGGGCAGACCUGCUUCCUCCACCGCCAGCGCACCCUCCUCCACACAGCAACAGUGAAGAGUACAGCAUUUCUGUAGAUGAAAGCUAUGACCAAGAAAUGCCAUUUCCUGGAAGGAACACAGUUCUUGUUCACCUCAAGAUCUUUGCUUGUGCCAUGCAUCUUCCUGGAACACCACUUUCCACUCUCCUUUUGGAGCUAACACCCACACGGCAGCCCGUGAGUCCUCCUGCACCCCCGCGCCCCAUCUCCCCGCCACACACCUACGGCUACAUUUCAGGGCCCCUCGUCUCAGAUAUGGACACGGAUGCGCCCGAAGAGGAAGAGGACGAAGCCGACAUGGAAGUAGCCAAGAUGCAAACCAGAAGGCUUUUGUUACGCGGGCUUGAGCAGACCCCUGCCUCCAGUGUCGGGGACCUCGAGAGCUCUGUCACUGGUUCCAUGAUCAAUGGCUGGGGCUCAGCCUCAGAGGAGGACAACAUCUCCAGCGGACGCUCCAGCGUUAGUUCUUCUGACGGCUCCUUUUUCACUGAUGCUGAUUUUGCGCAGGCCGUGGCGGCAGCCGCAGAGUAUGCUGGUCUGAAAGUGGCACGUCGUCAAAUGCAGGACGCCGCUGCUGGCCGCCGACAUUUUCAUGCCUCUCAGUGCCCUAGGCCCACAAGUCCUGUGUCUACAGACAGCAACAUGAGUGCUGCAGUAAUGCAGAAAGCCAGACCUGCCAAGAGACAAAAACACCAGCCAGGACAUCUGCGCAGAGAAGCCUACACAGAUGAUCUUCCACCUCCUCCGGUGCCACCACCUGCUAUAAAGUCACCCACCGUCCAAUCCAAGGCACAGCUGGAGGUACGACCUGUAAUGGUGCCAAAACUCACUUCUAUAGAAGCAAGAACAGACAGAUCAUCAGAUAGAAAAGGAGGUGGUUACAAGGGGAGAGAAGUUUUGGAUGGAAGACAAGUUGCUGACCUGCGAACAAAUCCAGGUGAUUCCAGAGAAGCACAGGAACAGCAAAAUGAUGGGAAAGGUCGAGGAAACAAGGCAGCCAAACGAGACCUUCCACCAGCAAAGACUCAUCUCAUCCAAGAGGAUAUUCUACCUUACUGUAGACCUACUUUUCCAACGUCAAAUAAUCCCAGAGAUCCCAGUUCCUCAAGCUCAAUGUCAUCGAGAGGAUCAGGAAGCAGACAAAGAGAACAAGCAAAUAUAGGUCGAAGAAAUAUUGCAGAAAUGCAAGUACUUGGAGGAUAUGAAAGAGGAGAAGAUAAUAAUGAAGAAUUAGAGGAAACUGAAAGCUGAAGACAACCAGAGAAGGUUGUGAGAUCCAAUGUGAAAAUUAUCACUCAAGAUGCCUCAUGUCUGAUGACACAUGAUGCCAGAUAAAAUGUUCAGUGCAAUCAGAGUGUACAAUUGUCGUUUUUAUUCCUCUUCUUUGGAUACCAUUUUUAAAAUUUUAUUGGGUUUUUAUUGUUGUU
Messenger RNA from Galeopterus variegatus (Sunda flying lemur), 4854 nucleotides. RefSeq names its product roundabout, axon guidance receptor, homolog 1 (Drosophila) (gene ROBO1). Gene Ontology annotation, cellular component: axon; plasma membrane; neuronal cell body. Bases 539 to 4678 code for a protein of 1379 amino acids. Gene Ontology annotation, molecular function: protein binding; axon guidance receptor activity. Lineage: Eukaryota; Metazoa; Chordata; Mammalia; Dermoptera; Cynocephalidae. The transcript has 30 exons. Gene Ontology annotation, biological process: homophilic cell-cell adhesion; axon guidance; Roundabout signaling pathway. The record is from RefSeq and is a predicted model, not a curated record.